UUCAGCACAAAAAUGUCAACAACAAUAGGGCAAGUUCUAAAUAGUUUAGUAAACAAUGAGCUUACAAGAUAGAUUAAAACCCGUGCUCAAAGUUCUAAAAAUAGCUUCCCUAUGGGGCGGCAGUGGCCUCUUUAUUGCGUAUCAUAUUCGCCAAACAUACAGAUCUAUCAACAAUGUUGUGAACACGAACGUGCUCGACAGAGAGAAGAAACAUUCUGUCCAGUACAUUUACAUCGAUGACCCUUCGUAUGGAGCGACAAUGAAACUAGAGCAGGAUAAGGAAAGCAGGCAAUCUGUGGGCCUAGCGCGUAUCUGGAAGAGCUUGAAGCAUUCCCUGGCGUGGAGACUGCUGUGGCUGUGCAGGCAUGGGAAUAAAGAGCAGCGGAACAUAGCGCUGGAACAGCUGGCAGCGUUCAAAAAUAACAAGCACUGGGACUGCCUGAAGCUCGCACAAGCGUUGGAUAAAAAUACAGCGGUGUUGCUUGCGCGCACCCGCGGCGCUGACCUGCGCUACUUCCUACCGCCGCCCAUCCACGUGCGACGCGCGGCGCUCACGUCCGAACUCAUGUCCUUCAAGUUCCGCGACUUGAUCAUGUCUGCCCAAAAUAUCAACCCCCAUGGCUGCAUCAAACACUUUCUAUCCAAAUACUUUGCAAAUGUACAAGAACAAGCCAUGGAAGUAGAUAGUAUUCCAAUGAAACCAGACAGUAUUAGUGAACGAGACUUGUGCGUCCUCUGUUUGGAUGCAAUUCAUCACCACCUCACUUUAUUCCACAGUAAAGUUUACGAAGAAGAUAAUUUAGCGAAGACCUUAGUCAAUAUAGGUCUUUUGGAUAAAUUAGCCGAGCUAUUACUAAGAAACCCAGGCGAUGCUGACCUUGAUCUAGCAGUACUUAGAAUACUCACUGUUUUAAGUGUGCAUUCCCAUUUGUUGACUGAUUUUUUCCAAAAUGGUCUCAUCGGAGAACUAUCACGGCUAGUUAAGUCUAGUGAUGUGCGCCUAGCCAGUUCUGCAGCAGUCUGUUUGGCUAACUUAUCUGGAGAGUAUUGCUAUAGACCAGGCCUGUAUCUCCUCCAUCCUAUUUACCGGACAAUAACCCCUCACUCAUGUGACACUCUUUUGGUUCACGGUCUGAGGGGUGGGGUAUUUGUUACUUGGCGGCAACGAGACCGCAAAUGUGCUGAACCCAUUGGCAUUAUUGAUGUCACUAUAUCUGAUGUUGAAUGUGAAGCUUGUGGUGAUGGGACCCCAGAUACUAAAUAUCUAGAUCCUGAGUUUCAGCAAGUUAUUGAAGACUUGAAAGAGAUUGAAGAUGAGUCACUGCUAUCUGAUUUUGAAGUAAUUUUACAUGAUAUCCCAAUUGAGGCCAAAAGAGAACAUAAAUCUAGUAAUACAUACACCGCUAGAAAGAAGCUUGUGGCGUUAAUAGAAGAGGAGGAAGACCGAUGUAACUAUACAUUCUGUUGGCCAAAGGAUUGGUUGCCAAAAGACUGCAAUAAUUUAAGAAUAUUGGGAAUAAAUUAUUGGAGCUCACUUUCUGAGUGGUUGGAGCGGUGCCCCCUGCAAGUAGCUGAUAUAGAAAGCAGAGCUUCAGAUUUGGCACCUACUUUAGUUGAUGCUGGUGUUGGAAGCAAAAACAUCCCGGUGGUGUGGCUCGCUCAUUCAAUGGGUGGAUUGAUUGUAAAACAAUUGCUUGUGGAAUCAUCGGAGAGUAGUGAUGCAAGUCUGAAAAGCUUAUCAAAUAACACAAAAGCAGUUGUAUUUUACAGCACACCACACAAGGGCAGCGCUUUAGCCACAAUGCCUCGAGCGGCUGCUGCGGUACUUUGGCCUUCCAAUGACGUGAGGCAGCUGCAAGAAAACUCGCCGACCUUGCUAGAACUUAAUAACAAAUUUAUUAAAUUUGCAGAUAAAUUUGCUUGGGAAACGAUAAGUUUUGCCGAGACACUGCCUACUCUAGUCACUGCAUUUAAAGUUCCUGUUCAUUUUGUGGAGUCGGUGUCUGCUGACCUUGGCAGAGGGGUAUUCUACCAGUUACCGCUAGACCACUUAUGUAUUUGUAAGCCUGCAACUAGACAAUCUAUUUUAUAUACAACAGUAUUAGACGUGCUCCAAAGAGUUACAACUAAGGAUAUUGAAUUAAAAUACUCAAACCCACUUGUUCAAUGGAUAAUGAGCUUAGUGUGUUGGAUUUUAAGGAAUAGAUCUAAAAAAGAGGUUAUAGAAACCAUAGAAGAGGCACAUAGUAAUGAUGCUCUUGGUUGGUUUGAACAGUUUUUACUUGAUACAUUCACAGAUGGUUUUACUGAUUAAUUUUAACGCUAGUUAAAACUAUUUAUAUAUUAUGUAACUAGAUAUCUUUCCACCUUCAUAAAAAAAUAAAAUAAAAGAAACAAACA
This is a messenger RNA of Ostrinia nubilalis (European corn borer), 2400 nucleotides long. RefSeq names its product protein SERAC1. The transcript has a single exon. The record is from RefSeq and is a predicted model, not a curated record. Bases 56 to 2314 code for a protein of 752 amino acids. NCBI's taxonomy places the organism in Eukaryota, Metazoa, Arthropoda, Insecta, Lepidoptera, Crambidae.